Messenger RNA from Trichomycterus rosablanca, 4825 nucleotides. It is a transcript of the gene musk, whose product is annotated as muscle, skeletal, receptor tyrosine kinase. Gene Ontology annotation, cellular component: signaling receptor complex; plasma membrane. The record is from RefSeq and is a predicted model, not a curated record. Gene Ontology annotation, molecular function: ATP binding; Wnt-protein binding; transmembrane receptor protein tyrosine kinase activity. Gene Ontology annotation, biological process: positive regulation of neuron projection development; positive regulation of phosphatidylinositol 3-kinase/protein kinase B signal transduction; multicellular organism development. The coding region runs from base 1 to 2871 and encodes 956 amino acids. NCBI's taxonomy places the organism in Eukaryota, Metazoa, Chordata, Actinopteri, Siluriformes, Trichomycteridae. The transcript has 17 exons.
AUGAAGCUUUUCAGAAACAUUCCACUGCUGCAGAUCUUCCUGCUGUCCAAUUUAAGCCUGAUCGGUGGAGUACAAAGAGCUCCUCGGAUCACAACCUUACUGGAGACGGUGGAUGCCCUGCUGGAUAACAAUGCUACUUUUAUAUGUGAGAUCGACUCAUACCCUCUAGCAGAUAUAACAUGGACACGAAAUAACUACCCUAUAAGGCACUAUGAUUCUCGAUACAUAAUCAGAGAAAACGGCCAAAUGUUGAUCAUUCCUAACGUGAGAGACACAGAUAAGGGAGAGUACUGUUGCAUUGCUGACAAUGCAAUAGGAGAACCAGCAAAAAGCUGUGGAGCUUUACAGCUAAAGAUGAAACCCCAAAUUAAAAGACAUCCUACAAACAUCACUUUAUUACUCGAUUCCAAGGCAGUGUUGCCAUGUGUAACAUUAGGAUAUCCUAAACCAGACAUUUCCUGGAUUAAAGAUAAUGAUUUAAUCAAGGUUGAUGGGCGCAUAUCCGUUUUGGACAUUGGGGCUUUAAAAAUUCACAACAUUAAAAAAGAGGAUGCAGGAGAGUACCGAUGUGUGGCUAGAAACAGCUUUGGUAUUACCUAUUCCAAACCAGUCACUAUUGAAGUACAAGCUCCUGCUAAAAUACUUAAAGUUCCCAAAGAAAGAAAAGUGCAAAUUGGAACAAAAGUGGCCUUGGAGUGCAAUGCUACUGGCAACCCCGUCCCAUCCAUCACCUGGCUGGAAAAUGGCAAUACGAUCACUGGGGCAUCAGUUGAGGAGACGCUGGUUGGUGAAGUAAUAGUCUCAGUGCUGCGUGUGGUGGUAAAUAAGCCGGCUCUUUACACAUGCCAGGCCACCAACCAGCACAGCGGAGGAGCAAACAAUGUCAAAGCUACAGCCAAGAUCACUGUUUCAGAAUGGAGGCUUUAUAAAGGCAGUGCUGGAUACUGCAGUACAUACCGUGGUGAAGUGUGCAGCCAGAUAUUACGCCAGUCAACGCUCGUCUUCUUUAACUCUUCUCUGCCUGAGCCAGAGCAGGCACAGGAGUUCCUGGCACAGAGUGGCUGGGCAGAGCUGGAGGGCACAAGUCCACUGUGCCAGCCUGCAGCUCGCUCUCUGCUUUGCCAUGCUGUCUUCCAAGACUGCAGCCCUUCGGGACUCGGGCCCGGACCCAAACCUGUGUGCAGGGAGCAUUGUCAGGCUGUAAAGGAUCUCUAUUGUUAUAAAGAAUGGCAGUCUAUGGACGACAGGAGUCCACGAGGAGUCGUUUCUCCAAGCCUGAGCCAAACUCUGCCUGAUUGUUCAACUCUGCCCAGCCAGCGGGCAGAUCCGGCAUCAUGUACUGCUGUAUCAUUUGUGGAGAUGAAAAAAGACCAAAUUACAACAAAAUGCUACAAUGAAAAAGGAAGAUUUUAUCAAGGAACUUACAAUGUCACAGCUUCUGGAAUCCCUUGCCAGCGAUGGGACAAGCAGGAACCACAUCCUCACAGACUGUCUGUGGAUGUCAUCCCUGAGCUGAGAAAUGCAGAGAAUUACUGCCGCAACCCUGGAGGAGAGAGCGACCGGCCAUGGUGCUACUCCACCAGCCCCAAUGUACGCUGGGAGUACUGCCUGGUUCCUAAAUGUACAGAAGUUACCAGUGUGAAAGCGGUGCCCGCUACAAAACCCGGUCCUCCAAACCCUGUGCCUGCUGUGUCCACUGCAUACUACAUGAGUGUUAUUAUAUUCCUCAUGGCUGGCUUUGCUGGUCUGGCCUUCUUUACUAUAAUCCUGCUAAUGUGUCUCAAGAGAAGAAAGAGAAGAAAACGCCAAAAAAGCAGGGCCAUGGAGCCCCCCACUAUCACGGCUCUGCCCUCUGAGCUGCUCCUGGACAGGCUGCACCCGAACCCCAUGUACCAGCGCGUUCCCCUGCUGCUUAACUCCAAGCUGCUGUCGCUCGAGUACCCACGUAACAACAUUGAAUAUGUGCGGGACAUUGGCGAGGGGGCGUUCGGACGGGUGUUUCAGGCGAGGGCUCCUGGGCUGUUAUCCAAUGAAGCAUUUACAAUGGUAGCAGUAAAAAUGUUGAAGGAAGAAGCCUCAGCAGAUAUGCAAAAUGACUUCCAGAGAGAGGCUGCUCUAAUGGCGGAGUUUGAUCACCCCAACAUCGUCAAGCUUCUGGGAGUGUGUGCUGUUGGAAAGCCCAUGUGUCUGAUGUUUGAGUACAUGGCACAUGGCGAUCUGAACGAAUACCUGCGCAGGCGCUCUCCGGUCCAGCAGAGGACACUGAGCCAGGGAAGCCUCACAUGGCGCAGCAGCCAAACCUCUGAGCCUGAUCCCUGCCCUCUCAGUUCCCUGGAACAGCUCUCAAUAUCCAAGCAGGUGGCGGCCGGCAUGGCAUACCUCUCUGAGCGCAAAUUUGUGCAUCGUGACUUAGCUACACGCAACUGCCUUGUGAGUGAGAACCUGGUGGUGAAGAUUGCAGACUUUGGUCUGUCGCGCAACAUCUACGCAGCUGAUUACUACAAAGCGAGUGAGAACGAUGCGAUUCCCAUCCGCUGGAUGCCUCCAGAGUCCAUCUUCUAUAACCGGUACACUAGUGAGUCGGAUGUGUGGGCUUACGGUGUGGUGCUUUGGGAAAUCUUCUCUCAUGGCAUGCAGCCCUACUAUGGCAUGGCACACGAGGAGGUCAUUUACUACGUCAGGGAUGGUCAUGUGUUGCCGUGCCCUGAGCAGUGCUCUCUGGAGCUGUAUAACCUGAUGCGUCUGUGCUGGAGCACACACCCGUGCGACCGGCCCAGCUUUGCCAGCAUCCACCGCAUACUGGAGAGGAUGCAUAACCAGAUGCUGCACACCAGCCUACACGAAGGCAUGCAGAACCAUGCAGCAGAGUGAAAUACACAGAGAAAAUCUGAAACAGAGGAAAAGCUGAGAAACUUUAUUCCAUCUAAGGUUGACUGCUUUGAGUACUGAUGUUGAACACAGGCAGAUGCAGUCAUGUGAAACUGAGAGAAAUACAAAUAGGACAUCUAGGACAAAGAAAGGUCCAAAAGUCUGAAACUACCAAGACCUAGGAUGUUAUUUCCUUUCUAAUUAAAAAGUUUAAUAAUUGUAUUAUUAAUAUUAUUAUGAAAUAUUAGAAACCAUAAUAUUUUAAAACUAUGGGUUUUACUACCACCACUGAGAUCUGAGUAUAAAUCUCAGCUGUGCUAUUGCAUUGACAUUUAAUAGAUGCUUUUAUCCAAAGCAACUUACAACUGACUGAAUACAGUGUAAGCAAUUAAGGGUCAAGGGCCUUGCUUAUGAGCCGAACAGUAGCAGCUUGGAGAUGAUGGGGCUUGAACCUUCAUAUUACAAAUCCAGUAUCUUAACCACUAUACUAUAACUGCCCCAAAAACCAUUACACAGACACAAUCGGCUAUGUCAGAGAAGAGGGGAGGCCGAAGCCAUGUGAUGGAUUGGUGGCAGGGUAUUCCUGUCUUGCACCCAGUGUUUCCCAGUGGACUCACAACCCUGACCCUGAAAUAAUACUGACUCCUUAUUCUUAUACAGUUGUAUUUAACUGAUUGCUAAUAACUUCUCAGUUCUUUAAACUUUGCAGUAACUAUUUCUACUCUAGAUCCAUCUUGGGUCAUAAUAAUUUCAUUAAAUAAUAAAGAGCUGUUGUUCCUACUAGCCACCACAGUUUGGUAAUACGGUUCUUAUGCCUAUGCAAGACUGAGGGGUGUUAACUAGCAUAAUUAGGCAGUGGUAACACAAAACAGGUGAAACUAAUUGCUUGCCAUCUCAACAGGUAACAAGAACAGGAAGCAUGACCAUAUAUGGAAAACUGGCUGGAAACUGACAAAACGGUGCAUUAUGGAAACUUAUCAGAGCAAAAGCUAAAUAAAAAAAAAGUAAAUAAACUUAAGAAAAGUAAACAAAACUACUAUGAAAUAUUACUGUUGUUUAUUUAGGAUGAAGAUAAACCAAACUAGGCACAAUAACUGAAUUUGAAUAUUGCACAUCCAGUUUUUCAAAUUCAAUUCACUUUUGUUAUUUUCCACAAUGCAAUAUAAACAGAGAGUAUUUGUAUAACACAACUUACAUUUACAUCAUUUAGCAGAAGCUUUUAACCAAAGAGAACUACAAUUUGUGACUGUCGGGUUUGCUUAGGGACCCAGUAGCAAUUUGACAGUUGUGCGACUUAAACCUGCAACUUCUGAUUACUAGUCCAGUACCAUAACUGCUGAGCUGAUCUAACUGCCCAACCUGGUAAAUUAAAUAUUUACUGAACUCAUUAGAAAAUAAACUUUUUGAACUUGUUUAAAUUUUUAAUGUCAAAUAAUCAUGAUAGAUUCAGACUUUUGGACUUUACAGACAUUGGUAAUGUAGUUGGAAUUUGCACAGGAAGUGGCUCCAGCCCAGAGUCAGAAGAUUGUACUCCUCAGCUCAUCAUGGCAUUUUUAAUGAACACUGACACUGUUGAGUGAACUCUGGGCUACUGUCUUUAUUUUUUACUUUUUUGUUUGUUUAAAUCAGUAUGAUAAUUUGUGAGUGUUGUGACAUCAUUAUUGAGUCAGUACAUAUUUAUUAAUGUUAAGUUCAAAUUGAAGACAUAAAAGGUCACACGGAGCACAAAGUAUAAUGUUGGAUAAUGUGGUUAUAACCUUGAAUGGAGUAGCAUAUUCCACAUUGGCACUUCAUCACUUUACUUACGUUUGUGUUUGAUCCAGUGUUAUCAUUGUUAGUUUUUUUUAACUAGUGUUACGGUUUGUGUUUUAUUUUUUCUAUUAUUUUUAAUGUAAUCCUCAUGUUCUGUGUAAAUAGCCUAUAAAGCUUUUCUUCCUUUGUCUUCUUUUAGGACCCA